Molecule: messenger RNA, 7050 nt
Organism: Chara braunii
Lineage: Eukaryota; Viridiplantae; Streptophyta; Charophyceae; Charales; Characeae
Source: the annotation of a GenBank genome assembly
GGUUUGUUAAGAUGAUAUAUCCUUACCGUACAUACAUGGGUGCAUGAGUACGGACAAUCAGCUGAAAAGCGUUUGAAAAUAUUGAUGUGGUGUUGUCUUUGCUAUAACUUGUUUGUCAAAACACAUUCUGUGCUGGAUGGGUGCAGUAGUCUGUGUUGUGUAGCUGAAAAAGCAACACAAGGGGGCUAUACUAGCCUUGUACGAGCUGGAUUGUACCACGGCUUCUUAUCUUCAUCUCUUCGACAAGACAAUCUCCAUGACGGAAGACGUAUGGCAGAUUGUAUGUUCACUGGUGAGCAAAUUCUCCAAGUGCCCACGAAGACUCUCUCGUACUGGUGCUGGUUCACUUGGCGAUGGUGGUGCAAAGGGCUUCAUAUUGUUUAGGGACAGGCGGGAGUUUCCUCCGGGACGAAUAACGGCGCGGGAAUAACGUUUAGCAAAACGGGGCUCAGGCUGAUGCUUUGGGGGAUAGCAUAUGUGUUCAGUUGGUGCAGCAAACUCUGUGAAGAUGCCUUCGGAUGCCAGGCAUUCAGGUGGGCUAAGUGGUAGUGCUUUGGACGAAGUAACAUCACGUGCUGCAGGAGCAGCAGUGACCAAUCAGAGGGAGAGAGGAGCGGGGGUGGAGGCUGGGAAAGUCUGCCAUGAGGAGACCGGUUCCAGACUAGAGGAACGGUUGUGCGCACUUGAGGCAGAGCGCCGGAGGAUUGAAGGUUUCAUGGAAAUGCUGCCUCAUUGUAGGGACCUACUUGAUAAAGAAAUAGAAUCGAUGAGGGAGAAGAUUGAGGUGAAGAGGCUGUUGAAGGUCCAUGGGAAAUCUAGUCUUCUGGAAAACCACAUGGACAGUAGCCGCAGACAACCAAUAGAACCUGAGGAGUCUGUUGUGCCGUCCAAUGGAGGCGCCGUUUGGGAUGACAGCAGUACCUCUGGGGAUGCCGGCAUUGGUGUUAACCCUGUUCAUUUGUCCCCUGCUCAAGGGGAGAGGGACUGUCCCGAACUUUUCAAGAAAAGGAGAACAGAGCAACCAAUGCAUGAUGAGACACAAGCUGAAACCGAGAGAUGCAAGGCUCGGUUUCCAUUAUCGAACUGUAUGGAGAAGCCUCUGGGAAUGCUGACACUUGCCUGCGAUUCACAGCUCGUGGAUGGGAACGACAAAUUUGACAACCUUCAAGCAAGUGAGAAGCAUGAUCGCAGGCAUGGAUGUCGAUUAGAGGGGAAAGCCGCUGCAGAGGACGGUGAUAACGCUAAACCAUCGUGGCUGUGGAGGGGAGUCCCAAGGGAACAACACCUGGUCGAGCAGAAUGCCAGCAAGGAGCAUAAUGAAAAGGGCCACGCUGAGGGAUAUCACCAUGGCGUGAGGCAAUCUUGGCUUCACGAACCAGUGGAACAGAAAGAUGAGCUGGGAUCAGGGCGCUGCCAGCAUCUUCAGCCCCAUUUGGCCUUGACGAGCAUCAAGGGUGGAAACGAGAACCACAGCAUGCAAACGGCGGGAAAUGACAUUAGUUUCCUGCAACCGGGCAGGGAAAGACCAGGCGGUGCGUUUCUGCCAUUCGUGCCCAAUCGGGAUAACAAAGCGUCAACAGGCGUUGGCACCGAGAAAGGCGCGUCGACAAUCCAGAGUGCAUCACUUCCUGUUCCUGCUUGCAUAGAACUGGUCCUCGGUCUAGCUCCUGGAACUGUGCCGGAGCCACGCCACCGAGGAAUGCAGAUGGAGACAUUCAAAGGUACUGACCACGGUGAACAUGCUGACAUGGAGAUGAUGCAAGUCGAUAGAACACACAGGCUGCUGACGGCUGAAUCAGCACCAAACGAGGACAGGUUAGAGACGCCCAUGACUGUUGCUGGGAACAUCCAGAAGAAGGAAGAGGAUAUGGUUGUGCGUGAUCCCAGCAGGGAGGGAAGCAAAGGCAGGACCGUGAAUGGGGAGGGGGGAGGUGAUGCCAAUGGCAACGAGGGCGCUGAAUCUGGUGGGUCAGAAUCUUCUGAUAACAGUGGAGGUAGGGAAUCUGAUGCCACAAACACGGCCUUGCAGGCCUCGCCUGAUGCCAUGCGUACCGCCCCUGGGACCAUGUUGACGACCUCAUUUAACGGGUCCAGUGGAGGAGGGCAUCGUAAGGCACGGAGAUGCUGGUCUCCUGAGCUGCACCGCAGAUUUGUUGAUGCCUUGACCAUACUUGGAGGACCACAAGUGGCAACCCCAAAGCAGAUCCGGGAGUUGAUGAAGGUGGAAGGACUCACUAAUGACGAGGUUAAGAGUCACCUACAGAAGUACCGUCUUCAUACACGACGUCCGAGCCCUCCGCAGAACAUUUCCCUACCUCACCCUCCUCAGGUUUUUGUUCUGGGAAGUUUCUACCUUCCAGACUACGGGUCUUCUCCAACUCUUGCGCAGCAACCUCCCAUUGUGGCAACAACACCGGCAGGAGUAUAUGAUACUGCAGCGGUGGCAGCAGCAGCGGCUGCAGCGGCAGCGGCUGCGGGAGCGGGAACAGCAGCUGGGGGAUUCGGCACUCCAGUGGCUAGCUUAGCUGCAGCUGGUGUGAGUCAGCAGCGCUCACAUUUUGGCUUGCACGCGUCAUCUCUUCAGACUCAAGCAGGGCUGUCUACGCAGCCAUCGCCGAUGCUGCAUCAGCACCAGUUUUUCCCAUGUAAGCCUGCUCAUGGGUUGACGGCAACAGCCAUUGGGCAAGUGAGCCUGUGUCGACCAUCUCAGCGAGAAAGUCCGCAGCACCCGUCAUCUCAGCCCGAAAUCGAGGUGGAAAGCACUCCUCUCAGCAUGGGCGUUGGCCUGGGCGCGACUCGGCAGGCGCGUGAACAGGAGCCCACUGCAGAACAGCAUCUGAGGCCGUCUUGCGAAGACAGGACUGUGGAGCUGUCCGGUGCAGAGAGGAAGUAUGUCAGGGAUGUCAACGGAGAGCAUUUGGGAGCAGGCGCCCAUGCUGCUCCAGCAGAUGGAGUGGACGUGAGAAGGGUCGGGAGCCUUGAGGGAGGGUCCAGGAAAAGGUCUCUGGAAACGGCGAAUGCUCGCGGGCGGGAGGGUGAGGCGAGCCCGAUGCUCUUGAAACUGCAGCUCAACGAGGAUCACAUGAACAGCGCUGGAUACAGCAACGACUGUCAUCAGCUUGGUCCCAGAGCUGCCAGAGCAAUGUCGGGUAUUGGCGGCCAUCGAAGUCUGUAUUGCACGCAGCCAGUUCUUUCUCAAUCGGGGUGAGGAAGAAGGUGCGGACUUCGGAGUUGGAGCCCUGAAGGCCCAGUUGAGUAUUCGUCUUGCAGCGGCCAGGCACCUCAACAAAGUUCGCACAUCAACAAUUCUGCAGUGCUGCUAGUUUCCCUAAGCCAUGGUCUUCUACGCGAGUUGUAUCUGGCAUCAUGGCUGGACGGGAUUGCCGAUGCUGUUGUGCGGCAAGUACAGGCACUAGACAAUAUAGAUUUUGCCUGCUGGCUUCUGCAGUUCGAAGGCUUGGCUUGUUUUUGUUUUCUGUUGGUGUGUUUGUUUCUCUGUGUGUGUGUGUGUGUGUGUGUGUGUGUGUGUGUGUGUGUGUGUGUGUGUGUGUGUGUGUGUGUGUUCCAGCAGCAGGUGUUUGGUCAGCACCUCCAUAUGCAUCAAUGAGGCAAAGUCAUUGGGUAUUAGCUGGAUUUUAAAGAUCAGCAGGGUUGCCGUCUUUCGUUCAUUUCCUCCUUGAGUGAGAGCCCUGCACGCACGCACGGGAUCAUUUCUGCAUUCACUGGCAGAGAUGCUAUUGACUCUUCAUCUCCUUUUUCUCAUCCUUUCAUGGCGAAAGGAGUCUGCGUGCAACACCGAAGGAGGGCAGUGUCACUUUGUGGCAGCAAACUCGCAACCUUGUAAUAUGUCAGAGGGGUGGCGAAUGACUGGCCCCCUCUUGUGAGCAGCGUCUCGGAAGGAACGGAAUAGGAGAGAACCGGAAUCGUCAAGGAAUGGAGCAAAGCUUUUUCAUUAUGAAGUGGCGAUGGCAGGUUUGGGCAGGUCACACAGCUCGUCCCUUUCGACAUACCUCCCGAAGCACCGUUUGUUCUUUUGUCAGUGUCCAACUCAUUCCUGCGUUUGACGCCCACUCUGCUGGCGUGGAACAUAUGCAGCGGUGAUCGCACUGUCUUCAUCAAAUGUGGUUUUCAGCAAGCAUACACACGGUCAGCACUCAAAACUUCAGCGGACAAGGUCAAUGGUUGUGCAGGCAGAUAAGAAGACCGAUGUCUGGGCACAGGAGCUAUUGUGAGUUCAAAUCUUAUAUGAUGUGACAUCAACCACCAGCCUAGUAGGAGUACUCUGUGAGCAAGUGAAUGUUGGGUUUCCUUCUUCUUUGCAAUCAUUGUGCUGAACCUGUGGAGUCGCGUGGAUGCGAUUUUUAAGGGGGGGGUGGGGUGGGGUGGGGGGUUGGAGAGAGAGAGAGAGGGGGGGGGGAGCAUGUUGGAUACACUGGGUAGUUCUUUUUUUUAGUUUUUUUUUUAAUGACCUUUUCUUUUUUUGCUGCUCAGCGGCUCUCGUUCAAGAAUGCUGUGUGAUAUCACGUAGAUAUUUGUAAUGAAUAGCACAGAAAGAGAGUUGAUUGGGUGCGCGACCAAGUCACGGUCGGACUAUGCGUGCCCGGUAUAUCUGAGGGAACAUGCUACUAUCUUCUCCAUAACGUUCGAAUUUUUAAUGGAUGUUGGAGAGGGCACGGUACAUGCUUUAGGUCAUGCGCACAAUACGACUUCCGUGUAUGCAUCUGGAUGGUAGUUACAGCAGGUUCUUUUCAGAGAAAGCUUUUUUCCUUUCUGUACGCGAACCUCUUUAGACAGAGUCCUGAUCUCAAUCGCGCAGCUCUGUCUCAUCAGAACCACAAUGCUUCAGAUACUGAACUGUAUAUGUCGGAGAUUUGAAAACAAAGCUUGUGGGCAUCCACGAGCGUGGGACGUUUGCAUUCACGACGAAGGCAUCUUCAAGAGCUCGCCGCGGCAUAGCGGGGUACGGCGUCCGUACCCAAGGCUUGUCUUUUUUGUUGUUCGGAUGAUUGGCGGUACGUGGGGUUGUGGAUGACCGGGACCGGUAGCUACCGGUUUUGAAUUGUCAUUGUUUUCUGGAUGGUCUGCAUUGUACGACCAGUCGGUCCUGACAAAAUGCGGUGAACAAAUGGGGGGUGGAGAGGGAGGAGGGGGAGCAGGAGGGAUUGUGCAAGAUUCCAGACUACCCCAACUUCGGCGGGUGUUGCUUCGGAUUUCCGGUUUAGGGUUUGAUUCCGAAAGACAAUCACGGAUGUUGAUUAGGCUCCCGCGUAUCAGAAGUCAUCGCGCGACGGUGUAGUGCGAUUGUCUGAAACGUCCAGCUUAGGGAUUGAAAGUGGAGGCCAUCAUGAUGCACAACUGACUGACCCUGCCGCUCGUGACGGCCAUGUUAAUUCUUUGUGAACAUGGCGUCCGUUAGCGUGAUCCAGCGCCGACGCUGGGAGCCAGAGUGAUGCGUGUCUAUGUAAGCAAUCUGGAACUUAGCGCCGACGCUAUGUGUGGAGUUUAGAGUGAUGCUCGUCACAGCGCUAUUGAUUGUGCUGCGGCCUCAAGUAUGCUGCUGAUGGGACAUGGGACGCGAGAAAUCGAUCGCAUUGCUAUAACCGAAAUGGUAUGUAUGCAGCCGUGGGAUGCCGGUUUGACUCGAGGUUGGAGAUGAACGCUUCGCUCCUUCGUCGUUUUAGACGACCAUUCGUGUGCUCGUCGCGCUUUAGACGAGCGAUCUUGUUGAGUGGAGCCGGCAAGCCGGACUGUGAAGAUGGGACCACCUGUUCUCCCACUGAUUGAAGAUCCAUUGGGUUGUGAUUGGCGGGGCACGAUUCGUCCGUGUGCGAGUUGUAUGUACCUGGUCGUUAUGAGGUGCAAAAAGCGGAUGACCAUCGCCUCGUUUCGUUGACUCCGUGUUGGUCUGCAUUGGAGCCCCUGUAGUGCAUAAUCUUCUCCUGUUACGUGGUCUUAUUCUUGUUUAGUCAUUUUCUUGUUUUUUUGUUUUUUUGUUUUUUUGUUUGUUUGUUUGUUUGUUUGUUUGUUUGCAAUGCUCUUCUGGCUUUGGUGUCAGGUUCCGCCUUCUUGCCUGCGCGCAGGAGGUAAUCUUCGACGAUGAAUGCGUAGAAUUCUGGCUCUGGCAUCUCUGUGUUCGGUGAAGUGAGGGAGGGGGGGAGGGUUCUUUUUUUUUUUUUUUUUUUUUUUUUUUUUUUUCUGAGGGGGAUGUUACAAGAAUUGCUUUUGGGCCAGCAAGCCUAAUUUUUGCAAUAGCUGGAUCAAGUGUUAUUGUUUCAGUGAGUGUUUGUUUUUUCGCCGGAUAGAGAGGUGGAACUUGAUUCAAUAAAAGGGUAAGGGUGGUUUUGUAUUCAAUUUGGAAGAUUGUAUAUGGACUAAUAGAGGGAAAAGAGACGCUGGCGGUUUACCUUAAACCACCAGCACAUCGUCCAGCUAUCGGCCGCGGGUGCUUUUCGGAGGCCGCCCGCGGCCAAUUAGAUUUAUCUAUGGUGCUGGGCCUCGGAAAAGGGCCCGCGUGCGGCGAGUUUUCUUUUCAAUAAGGCUGGGGCCGUCUACUGGAGGGCAGUGGAGGCUUAAUUGAUUGGAUGAUAAGUCUUUCUUUUGGUUAGGGUUGUUUGGACUUUGCCUAUUUUGUUGUGUAAUCUUUUUGUGGACGCAUCUGCUUUUCAUGGACUCCGAGAGCAGAAGGUUGUGGUCUCGGGUUAGAUAGGACUUUGUCGAAAAGGCGACGGCUUCGUUCUAGUAGAUGGCCACGACUGUUUUCUCUUCGUACGGAGUAAUUUUUUGUGUGGAGUGUAGUGUGAGCAUGGGAUAGGACUUUCUGUCUUUGAGAAAAAUUGAUGGAUGUCCUUGUUGGCUAUUGAGAAAAAUUGAUGGAUGUACUUGUUGGCUACAUCUGCUUUUCGAGGGGUGUGUCUCUGCCUCAGGCUCAGGAUUUGGCCCUGCCGGCCCCUUGAUAUUUCGUGGUCGAGGAAUAUUUUUAUUGAUCUACGGACUUGGACACUGGGCCCGUAUAUAAUGACAUCAAAUAUAUACCUACGCAAAUAGAAAUCA